UCAUUUUUGUUCAUGUCAUUUAUUUUCUUUUGUUUUUUUAGAUUGUACUCCGUGUCUUUCAUUCUUUUUAAAUUUCCAUCUUUUUCCGACAUUCUUGCACGUUUUUCUUUUCACGUUCAUAUUCUCGUUUUCAACUGCAGUUUUCUUCGUUUUCUAAAACAUAAAAUAAUAUGGCCGUUAGCCACUAUAGAUAAGAAUUUAUCGGUAAAAGUAAAAAUAAGGGGACCGGCGUUACGGGGGACCGUCGUUACAAAAUACGUUUAAUAUAUGUGUUUUGUAAUUCGCAAUAAUCUGAAAUUUAGCACAUAACCAUUUAAACAAACUGUUUUCAAUGCUUUAUUGAACAAACAUAAUACUUACGCUAUAAAAUUGAAAAUACCGUUUAUAUCAGUGGGGACCGUCGUUACUUUAGAAAACAUAUUUUUUCAAAUUACGAAUAAAUGAUGUAAAUAAAACGUGAAAACUACAACAACAGACAACUUACCUGUUUGGCCAUUUUUUUCACUCACUUUGUCAACUUGUCAGAAGCAGUCACAGCUUCUUUAGUUAAAAGCAAUGAUAACAAUAUCCAUAAAUGCUUACCAAACCUUAAAUGACGCAUUUGUAGGUACACAUUUAUUUAUUUUUUUUGUGCAACAAUAAAGCAAUUAAAAGACUUUUAAUCAUGUUUAAAUAAAUUUUCACGGUAUUGAGUUUACAAAAAUAAAUUAUACGUAAAUAACAUGAAUGCAGCAGUUGCCCACAAUACGAAGCAUUUUGUAAAUAUCGCCUGGGGACAGGGGACCGGCGUUACAUUUGUUAAAAGUUUUAUGGAAAACCACAACUGUGUACCACUUAAUAUUAGUGAACUGUGUAAUAUCUAAUAAUUAUAAAGUCAUUGUUUAUAAUAAAUUCAAUAUUAAAGAAAAAAUUAAAAGAAAACACAGAUAAAUGUGGUAAGAACACGUUUUUGCCCAUUAUCGUAUUUUGUCCCGUAUAGACUCCUCCUAUUUUGAUCAUUUUAGAUAGGAUUCAUUUGGCAAAAUUUUGGCCUGUCGCCAUCAAUUUUUUGGAGGGGAUAAGUAAUUAUAUUUUAAAUAAAAAUGUAUUAUGCUUAUCAUAUGUUUAAAACAUCUGCAAGAUUUCAAAGCAUUCGGUUUUGCAGAUUCAAAAUUAAAUUGUAGGUGAAACGAAGUUCACCGGGUCAGCUGGUUAUGCAAUAAAAUGAGCGGAUGUCACAAAAUUGUUGGUGAGGAUGUUAAGCCAAAUUUUGGUUAACGUUUUACCACAUACAUACAGACAGACAGACAGACAGAAGGAAACGGGAAUUCACUUUUUUCGUACUCUAGUGGUCAUAAAACAUUGAGAGAACAUGAAAGUGGCAAGUUGCAGGAUGGAUUCGAUUACUAUACCUCCUUAGCUUACGGUCAGGAAGUAAAAAAGUUAUAUUUUGUUUUCAACUACCACUGGAAAAAACGAUGGCUUUACUACCACACAAUGAAAAUACCAGGCCCUUUCAAUUUCCCGAUAAUUGGGGCUGCUUAUUUGUUAUUAGGAGGACGUAAAGAAUGUUUGAACGUUAUGUUGAAGCUUACAACACAGUAUCCACCAAUAUUUAAAAUGUGGAUUGGACCAGACCUGUAUGUUAGUACAACUCGACCAGAAGAUAUCGAAGUUAUACUUCCUAACGUGCUAAAUAAGGGUGAAAUUUACGAUUUAGCUAAGGAUUAUUUUAAUGGUUCCCUACUUAUUGCACCAUUAAACAUAUGGAAAGAACACAGAAAAAUCAUAAAUCAAACUUUCAACACAAAUGUACUAAAGUCUUUUGUGCCAAUACUAACCAAAUAUGCAAACAUUUUAAGUGAUAAUUUGAACAGCUCAGAACCGAAAGAUAUUUUUCCAGUUUUAUGGAAAUUUACAUUCGAGUCUGCAUGUGAAACUCUAGGAGACGUAGAUGCAAAUCUAUUAAAUGAGAAAGAUACAUUUUUAUCUGGAAUUUUCAGGUUUGAGGAUUUAUUAACAGAACGGUUUUUCAACCCAUUUUUACAAAGUGAUUUCUUUUGGAAAUAUUCUGCCCUUAAAAAAGAGGCAACAAUUAUCUCAAAGAAAGCUCGUGACUUCGUGGAACAAAUAAUACGUAUUAACCGAUGUUCCAAGAGUAAUAUUAGCCAACAAACGCAAGAUGUUGAAUACGAAUCUGUAAAAAAGAAACGUUUUAUAAAUUAUCUACUGGAACUGCAUGACACCAAGAAACUAACGCACGAAGAAAUUUUACAGGAAACUCCUCUCAUGCUUUUCGCAUCUAGUGAAACAACUGCAAUCGCCGUAAGUUCGGUGUUGCUAGUGUUAGGGCUUCAUCACGAUAUUCAGGAAAAAGUCUUCGAAGAAAUAACUUCAAUUUUAGGAAAUAGUGACAGAAACUUCACAACAGAAGAUAUAAACAGUAUGGAUUAUUUGGAACGUGUUAUUAAAGAAACUAUGAGAAUAAUUGCUCCAAUACCAUUCAUAUUAAGAACUUUAGACCGAGAUGUUGCUUUAGAUACAUAUGUUAUUCCGGCAGGUACGAGGAUGUUUUUUCCAAUUACAACUCUGCACAGAAGAGCAGAUUUGUGGCCCGAUCCUUUCAAGUUUGACCCAGAUAGGUUUUUACCUGAAGAAGUUCAAAAACGAAAUCGCUUUACUUAUAUUCCUUUUAGUUGCGGCGCAAGAAACUGUAUCGGUUCAAAAUAUGCCAUGUUAUCCAUGAAAAUCAUCCUUGCAACUAUUGUCAAGAAUUACAAAAUAUUAGAAACAGUUGAUUACAAAAAUAUCGAGGAUAUUGAAUUUUAUUUUUUCUUAGUAUCGAAAGCAAAAAAAGGUUAUCGAGUACUAUUCGAAAAAAGAAAUGAACAAAAGUCAUCCUAA
This is a messenger RNA of Zophobas morio, 2883 nucleotides long. RefSeq names its product cytochrome P450 4C1-like. The record is from RefSeq and is a predicted model, not a curated record. NCBI's taxonomy places the organism in Eukaryota, Metazoa, Arthropoda, Insecta, Coleoptera, Tenebrionidae. The transcript has 10 exons. The coding region runs from base 1477 to 2883 and encodes 468 amino acids. Gene Ontology annotation, molecular function: heme binding; iron ion binding; monooxygenase activity.